This is a messenger RNA of Aphis gossypii (cotton aphid), 3059 nucleotides long. RefSeq lists its product as uncharacterized. The transcript has 3 exons. Gene Ontology annotation, biological process: telomere maintenance; DNA repair. Gene Ontology annotation, molecular function: DNA helicase activity. Lineage: Eukaryota; Metazoa; Arthropoda; Insecta; Hemiptera; Aphididae. The record is from RefSeq and is a predicted model, not a curated record. Bases 72 to 3059 code for a protein of 995 amino acids.
UAGAACAAUUACAAACUUUAUUUCAUCAACACAAUCAAUUGAUUAUAUUGUUUAAAACUGCCCUGGAUCUGAUGCCAUCCGAUAAUCACAAAAUUGUAAUCAGAGCUGAUAAAACACCUGCAGGUCAACAUACAAGACGUUUUAAUGCACCAACUAUUGAUGAAGUUGCUAUCGUUGUAGUUGGAGAAAACUUGGAAUCCCGUGAUAUUGUUUUACGUCGUCGGAAUGAUCAAUUACAACGUAUAAAGGAAACACACCGCUCAUAUGAUGCACUGCAAUAUCCCAUUAUAUUUUGGCAAGGUGAAGAUGGCUACGAUUUCUCAAUAAAAAUGAUAAAUCCCAUUGCAGGUUCUGAAACCAACAAAAAAGUCAGUUCAAUGAACUAUUAUUCAUACCGCCUAAUGAUUCGGGAAAAUGAAGAUAAUCACAUAUUGAAAUGUCGGCGAUUAUAUCACAAAUAUGUUGUUGACAUGUAUGUUAAAAUUGAAACGGAGAGAUUAACAUUCAUCAGGUUGAAUCAAACCAAACUCCGAUCUGAAGAGUAUAUUCACCUUCGAGAUGCGAUUAAUACUGAUGGAAAUGCACAGAAUGUCGGUCGGAUGACUAUUCUUCCAGCAACAUACAUCGGAAGCCCUCGGCAUAUGCACGAAUAUGCUCAAGAUGCCAUGUCGUAUGUUCGUCAUUAUGGUACAGCAGAUUUGUUCAUCACAUUUACAUGCAAUCCGCAAUGGAUAGAAAUCAAUCAGGAGUUAUUCUCUGGGCAAUCACCCAUUGAUCGUCAUGAUAUUACAGCCAGAGUCUUUAGACAAAAGUUGAAAUCUUUAAUGGAUUUCAUCGUAAAACAUAAUGUGUUUGGUGAGACACGCUGCUGGAUGUAUUCUGUGGAGUGGCAGAAACGAGGAUUGCCACAUGCACACAUUUUGAUUUGGUUGGUUGAAAAUAUAAGGCCAAAUGAAGUUGAUGCAGUGAUAUCAGCUGAAAUCCCUAAUGUACAAGUAGAUCCUGGAUUGCAUGAGGUAGUUAUCAAAAACAUGAUACAUGGUCCCUGUAGAACUCUUAAUCAAAAUUCACCGUGUAUAAUGGAUGGUAAAUGUUCAAAACGAUAUCCACGGACAUUAAUAUCGGAAACAAUUACUGGUAAUGACGGUUAUCCAUUGUAUCGUCGCAGAUCGACAGCAGACAAUGGAAAAUCAACAAUUGUCAAAUUAAAUCAACAAGAUAUUGAAAUAGAUAAUCGUUGGAUUGUUCCAUAUUCACCCAUUUUAUCAAAGACAUUCAAAGCACACAUCAACGUUGAAUCUUGCCAUUCAGUGAAAUCUAUUAAAUACAUUUGCAAAUAUGUAACCAAAGGGAGUGAUAUGGCUGUGAUUGGAAUUGGUGCAGAGAAUUCAAAUGAUGAAGUUACCCAAUACCAAAUGGGCCGCUAUGUCAGUAGUAAUGAAGCAGUUUGGCGAAUAUUUUCUUUUCCUAUUCAUGAGAGACACCCUUCUGUUGUUCACUUAGCUGUGCAUUUAGAAAAUGGACAAAGAGGGUAUUUUACAGCACAGAACGCAGUACAAAGAGCUGCUCAGCCACCAUCUACUACAUUAACCAGUUUUUUUGAGACAUGCCAAAACGAUGAUUUCGCACAAACAUUGCUAUAUUCUGAAAUGCCAAAAUAUUAUACCUGGAAUCAAUCCUCAAGGAGAUUUAUACGACGGAAACAAGGAAAACCAGUUCCAGAUAUACAGAUGUAUAUUCCACCGAUGCGAUUGGCCGGAUUUAUUCAGUACAUCCAAGCAAUGAUGAAUUUACGAACUGUUGAUGGUGAAUUGUGUGGAUCCUACAGAGAAGCCUGUCAACGUUUGCAAUUGCUAGAAAAUGACAAUCAUUGGGAUCAAACUCUAAAUGAUGCUGUAAUAUCAUCAAGUGCUCAACAAAUACGAACAUUGUUUUCUAUAAUCAUAUCUACAUGCUUCCCAUCAAACCCAAUUGAUUUGUGGAUCAAGUACAAGGAUUAUAUGUGUGAUGAUAUUUUGUAUCAAAUACGGAAUAGAAUGGGAAAUCUAAAUAUACAAAUCAGUGAAGAAAUUUAUAACGAAGCAUUGAUUUCAAUUGAGGACAUGUGCUUGAUGAUGUCAAACAAACUAUUAAUUCAAUUAGGCCUGAUCGCGCCCAAUCGUCCAAUGCAUGAUGUUUUUAACCAAGAGGUGCACAGAGAAAAAAUGUAUGAUCUCAACAAUUCGAAAGAAUUAAUUCAAAAAAAUCUUCCACUGUCGAAUGAACAGAAGUAUGUAUUUGAUACUCUUAUGAAAGUAACAAAUGAUGAAACUGGAGGGAUAUACUUCUUGGGUGCACCUGGUGGUACAGGAAAAACUUUUUUGAUUUCAUUAAUAUUAGCAACAAUUCGUUCACAAAAUAAAAUUGCACUUGCACUCGCUUCCUCGGGAAUCGCGGCAACUUUGCUUGAAGGUGGUAGAACAGCCCAUUCAGCACUAAAAUUGCCAUUAAAUAUGCAAAGCAAUGAAACUCCAACCUGCAACGUUUCGAAGAACUCUGCAAUGGCAAAGGUUUUGCAGCAAUGUAAAUUGAUUGUUUGGGAUGAAUGCACGAUGGCACAUAAAAAAUCUUUGGAGGCUUUGGACAGAACCUUAAAAGAUCUACGGAGCAAUAAUAACCGAUUUGGUGGUGCAAUGAUUUUAUUAGCAGGAGAUUUUCGUCAAACAUUGCCGGUGAUUCCACGAUCAACGCCAGCUGAUGAACUCAAUGCAUGUCUAAAGUCCUCCAGUUUGUGGAAACAUGUCAAAGUACUUCAUUUAAGCAAGAAUAUGCGUGUCGAGUUGCAAAAUGACCAAUCUGGAAACAUAUUCUCUAAACAACUCAUUGACAUUGGUAAUGGCAAAUUUCCUAUAGACAUGUUGACUGGCUGCAUUAACUUUCCUCAAAGUUUUUGUCAGUUAACUCGAUCAAAAGAUGAACUUAUUCAGAAGGUGUUUCCAGAUGUUUCUCAAAAUUACAGAAACCAUGAUUGGUUGAGCGAACGAGCUAUACUGGCUGCAAAAAAACAUAGAUGUAAAUGA